Cavenderia fasciculata is the source of this 3834-nucleotide messenger RNA. RefSeq lists its product as uncharacterized. Lineage: Eukaryota; Evosea; Eumycetozoa; Acytosteliales; Cavenderiaceae. Bases 1 to 3834 code for a protein of 1277 amino acids. The record is from RefSeq and is a predicted model, not a curated record. The transcript is spliced from 6 exons.
AUGGUUAAUAUUAACAUUCCUAGUCAAAGUAUCAGCAGCAACAGCAGCAGCAGCAGUGCAGCAGUCAGUAGUAGCGGAAACAUCAUCCGUCGACGAGACAACCAACAACAGUCCUUUUUAACCCUAUUAAGUGAUUUAAAAAAUUAUCUAAAGGGUAUCAACUGGAAACAAAAUUUAUAUUCCUAUUUAUUAUUUUCAAGUAGUGGUGGAUUAAAUAAUAAUAACAGUAAUAAUAAUAAUAGUAAUAACAACAAUAAUAAUAAUUAUUUUUUAAAAAAUACUAAAUUAAGUCAACAACAAAAUUUUACAACAAAAAAGAAAUUAAAUAAUAAUAAUCAUAAUAAUAUAUACACCAUCCAUAAUAAUACCUAUAAUUUUAACAAUAAUAAUAAUAAUACCAAUAGUAAUAAUAGUAACAAUAAUAAUAAUCGAUACCGAUUAUAUAUAAAUAAUAGUAAUAAUAAUAUGACAAUAAAUCAAGAUAGUGAAAUUAGUAGUAGUCACAGUAACAAUAAUAAUAAUAGUAAUAAUAAUAAUAAUAGUUUAAAUAAUGUUGAUGAUGAUGAUUCAGAUUCAGAACUUGGAGAAGGAAUUAGUAUGAUAUCAAUGAAUCAUAAAGAAGAUGGACAUGAUUUGAAUAUUAAAUGUUGUACUGGAACUCGAUGGUCAACCUUUAACAAAUACAAAAAAUGGGGUUGUCGAAUAUGUCAAUCCUAUGCAAUGCAACGAUUGAUUACCUUUUUACAAGUGGCAAUGAUCAUUUAUCUAAUGUCACAAGCAGUCAUUAAAUUUCAAAUGUUGGAUAGUAAAACGACGGUUGAUACCUUUCAAAACACUGAAUGUCAAUUGGCAGCUGGAAAAGAAUUGGCCAAAGAAUGCAUGUCUGGAUACAAAUUUAAAAAGGUUUUAUUUUUCUAUAAUGAUGGAUUGGCAAGAGAUUUAUCAGAUGAUUUGGUCAGUAUGAUGUCUGAUCACGGCAAUGUAUUUAGAAUUCAAAAUGAAGGAUUUCCAGCAAGUUAUGCUGUUUUUACAAGUUAUAUGACUGGUGGUGCACCGACCAACUUUAUGGGUGUCCCCAUUGAAAACGAUAAUAUAAUGUAUCAAAUGACAAAGAAUGCAGGUUUUAUGAUGCGAUUUUAUGGUACUCGAAUGCCUGCCUAUGACAUUUUGGAGAAAGGUGAAUUCUUUGAAAGAAUUGCUAUUGAACCAACUACACCAGACAGUCAUCUCUAUCAAUCACUAUUCAAAUGUGAUCAAGCCGCAACACCAAAAGAUUGUAGUAAAAUAUUCUUGGAUUAUCAAAAGAAUGAAUCGUCAUCCAUAUUCUUUAGCGGUGAUAUUGUAGACGAACGUAAUCAUCAGACAGGCGAUAAAUACGAUCCAACCACACUCUCCAUUAUCUCUAGUUGGGUACAAGACAUGGAAAAUGUCAAACAAUGGAUUGACGAUAAUCCAGAGUACCUACUCGUCAUUUUCAGUGACCACGGCGGUAAACUCAAAAGUGAGACUGCAGCACACGGCAAAAAUGAUGGUGGUAAUGAAGCAUUCCUUUUAAUUUACAACCCAACCCUAACUCCUUUACCACAAGAUAAACAAGAUAAAUUUAUUGAUCAAGUUGAUGUAUGUUCAACGAUUAGUCAAUACUUUUUUGGAUCAGGAGUUAGUUUACCAGCAGAGAAUAUUGGAAAGAUAGCAACUACACAACAAGAUAGUGAAUUGAUUUAUGAUGCUUUGAAAUUGAAUGCAGAUCAAUUUAAUAGACUUGGUAAACAAUGGCAUUAUCGUAUGAACCAAGCAUCGUACAACAGGGCAAUCGACGAUAAGGAAGGUCAUAUUGACGAAUCGAUUCGUCUCUUUACAGAGUAUAUCAAUUCUCUAAAGACACCGUUUCUCAACCUACGAAGAUUCCCAUUGUUUGAAGUUGUCUUUUUCCCCAUUGCCAUUUCACUACUCAUCAUGUCAUUGAUGAAGAAACAGUAUGGAACACUAUCAAACCUAUUUAAAGAGUUUAAAUCUAAUUUCGAGUUGGUCAUCAUACCCUACAUCAUCAUCUUUGGUUUGACAGCUCUCUUUUCAGGUUUUUGGGUAUUGUAUUGGCACGAUGACAAUGAAUCGAUUCAUGUCUAUAUUGCAUCACUUUUAUCUGCCUUGGUUAUGUAUUAUACACCCAAAGCAACUAUUAUUCAAAGACGUAAUCUUUUCAACAAUAAUAGUAUCAACAACAAAAAUAUCAACAACCCAAUGUACAGAAAUCAUAGAAAACACAACAAAUAUAUUUAUCCAGGUGAACAACAAUCUAUCAACGACGAUGAUAUUGAUCAUCAUCAUAUGACUAUGAUAGAUGAUAAUGAUGACACUUUGGAAAAAGAAGAAGGUGGUAAUGAUUACAAUACAUCUACACCAACUAAUCCAACAACACCAAUUCUUCAAUCAUCAUCACCUGUUAAAGUAGAAGAUUACUCUGUACCAUACUAUAGUGACAACAAUACAACCACCACCAACUCGAAUAAUAAUAAUAACCAAACUCGAUUCUCAUUUGAAUAUAAACCACCCGGAGAAUGGUUAAAGAAAUAUGCAUUCUUUACAUUUUUCAUGGCUGUUUGUAUUUAUCUUUUAACAGUACCUUUGGAAGACCUAUUUUUAGUUCAUCUUUAUAAAGGAUCAUAUAUAUUAGCAGUAAUACUUUUAAUGUUUGAAUUUUAUGUUCAACGUAGAAAGUUGUUGGCUCAUUUGGUUGUGACUAGUGAUUCAAGAAGGGGAUUUUUAGGACCCCUGUACGUAAAGUUUACGGUUUAUCUAGUACUACUAUAUGCAAUCUAUACCUAUGAUUAUGCGUUACGAGUGAAUCAUAAGGUCAUGCCAAAGUUGGCAUUUAUCAUCUACCUUGUUUUAGGUUUACAUUCAAUCGUUUUAUUAUUCUGUCCAAGAUACAUCCAAUCUGAUAUCUUUUUACCAUUCUCUACUAUAUUAUUCUUUUUAUCAAAUGACAAAGAACGAUUUUAUUUAUUAUUAUUUGUAAUACCACAAUUUUAUUGUAUAAGUAAUAUGUUUUAUUACAAAUUAUUUAAUACAUUUUAUCCGAUCAUGAUGAGAUAUAGAAAGAGAGGAUUAAAUAAUAUUGCUGGUGGUGGUAGUGGUGCAAGUGGAGCAGGUGACUUGGAAUCAUCGAUUUACAAUUUCAGUUUAAAAGAUUUGGACUUUUUCUCUGGUAUCACUGAUCAUUUCUUACCUCUGGUCGUAUUGUUAAUGACCAGUACUGCAUUGUCAUGUUACAAAUCAAUGAAAAUGAAUUUCCAAAUUGGUGAUGUUGCCAUCUAUGUACCCGGUGUAUUUGAUCCUCCAUCGAUGCCAGUAUUCUCUGGUUUCAUCAUGUCCUUUCAUAAAUUGGGUUACUUUUUCCUUUUAGGUUCAUUUUUAAUUAAAAUGGCUAAUCCAUGUCCUCCCGCCCUAAUUCCAAUGACUUGGUUUAAUAAUAGAUUUACAUUUGGAUUUAAAAUUAAAAGUAAUAGAGAUUAUAAUAAUAUAUUGGAGAAUUUAAAUGUUCAGAUUUGGGGAUUCCUAUUAUUACUUUUAUUAUCUGGUAUUUUCUUUUUCCAUCUUGGUUAUUAUAAUUUUAUGAUGACAAAGGCAUUUGUAUUUACAGUUACAAUUAGUGUAAUUGUUAUAUUUUAUGGUGUCAGUUUAAUUACAUCAUACAUUGGAUAUUUGUUGUAUGGAUUGACUGAUCUUAAAUGUUGUGCCUUUUCAAGCUGGAGAAUUGGUUCCAAAAAAACUACAACCUCUCCAUUUUAUAAUGGAGGUGGUCUAAAAUAUAAAAAGGUUGUUUACCAUUAA